CUCCAACCCAAACCAAGCUACAGUACAGAAAUAUAUCAUAUCCAAAAUGGCUCCCUCAACCGAAGACACUACCCCAGAGGCCACCGUCGCCGAGACCACCCCCGCUGCCCCGGCCGAGGAGACCGCUGCGAAGCGACCCUCGGAGGAAGAAGCCGAAAAUUCCGCCAAGAAAGCCAAGGUUGACGACAGCGCCGCUCCUGCUGUGGACGCCGAUGCCGAACGACUGGCCAAGACCCAUGCGUACGGAAAACUCAUCCUCUUCGGGGAGCACUUUGUCGUCUACAAGGUCCCCGCCCUUGUCGGCGCCGUGGCAGCGUACACGGACUGCUCCAUCAAGCUCGAGGACGCUCCCGCUGAUUCUAAGGACGAGAGCCCGACCGGUAUCGUCGAGGUGAUCGACAACCGCCCCGCCGUUCCCAACUACAAAACGAAGAAGGCCGAGGAGGGCAAGAAGGCUAUCGAUCUUGUUUUGAACCACUUCAAAAUCUUUGGAAAAGGCAAGAAGGCGACCCUUACCUUUGGCGGAAACCUCACCUGCGCCAGCGGCAUCGGUGCCAGCGCCGCCCAGGUUGUAGCCCUGGCCCGUGCAGUCAAGGAAACCCUCCCAGAAUUCGCCAAGCUGACCGACGAUGAGGUAAAUGCCGCCGGAUACGAGGGUGAGAAGGGAUACCACGGAACCCCCUCUGGAAUUGACAACACGGCCGCAACCUUUGGGGGCCUCCUCAAGUUCCAACGGACCGAUGCCGACCCCAUCUUUGAGAAGAAGACGAUAAAGGAACCCAUUCGCAUCGUCUACGCAUCUACCGGCAUUACCUCGUCGACCACCGAGGUUGUCGGAGACGUCAAGGCCAAGAAGGAAGCCGACCCUGCCUGGUUCGAUGACCUUUUGAAGAAGUACUGCGAGGUCGCUACCAAGGGAGAAAAGGCGCUCGAGGACGGCGACACGGCGCUGCUCGGAUCCCUCCUCAAUGAAAACCACAAGCUUCUCCAGGACCUGACCGUGAGUUGCAAGGAGCUCGACACCCUCGUCGAUGCUGCCCGCGCCGCCGGGGCCGUCGGUGCGAAGAUGAGCGGAACCGGCCGCGGGGGACUCAUGCUCGCUCUGACGCCCACCGAGGAGAUCCAGAACGCCGUGGCGGAGGCUCUUGAGAAGAUCGCCCCACAAGUCUGGAAGACGUCCUUCCAGUAAUCACUAGGUAGCACUCUUUCGUGCGAGUGACCGUGACUGCAACUGCUACUGCUACUGCAUUGAGCUGCUCUGUACAAAGCAAUGCGGAGCAGAACGCAACGCAACGAGUGAAAAUCAAACGAGAGAACAGAAACGACUCUCACCUACCAUCAAGGUGGGCAAUCAAGAAAUAAACCACGA
Pseudo-nitzschia multistriata is the source of this 1369-nucleotide messenger RNA. Lineage: Eukaryota; Bacillariophyta; Bacillariophyceae; Bacillariales; Bacillariaceae. The record is from the annotation of a GenBank genome assembly.